Chaetura pelagica (chimney swift) is the source of this 108-nucleotide messenger RNA. Its product is annotated as cytochrome c oxidase copper chaperone. Lineage: Eukaryota; Metazoa; Chordata; Aves; Apodiformes; Apodidae. Gene Ontology annotation, molecular function: copper ion binding; copper chaperone activity. The record is from RefSeq and is a predicted model, not a curated record. The coding region runs from base 1 to 108 and encodes 35 amino acids. The transcript is spliced from 2 exons. Gene Ontology annotation, cellular component: mitochondrial intermembrane space.
AUGCUUUUGCUGAAGUUAGAGGUUGUCUUUGAGAAGGGGGAAGAAAAUUGUGGGCACCUAAUUGAAGCUCACAAGGAGUGUUUGAGAGCUCUGGGCUUCAAGAUAUGA